AUGGACGUCCACAGACGGGCACUCUGGAUGAGGCGUUUUGAAGCCUACCUGACCCAGGCCAGGGGACUGAGCGCCGGCCAUGUUCCCAAUGGCGACGACAUUGCUCGCUUUAUAGAGACUGUCGCCACCAAGAUGACCCCGCCCAAGCGAGAUAAGCCUGUCGAAUGCAGGCGUAUCGACACCGUGCUUGACACCCUCGCCAAGGAGGGCAAGCUGACAACUGGGGUGUGGGCGGAGCGCCGCCAGGCUGGCUUCGCCAUCGUCCGCCUCAUAGGCCAGGCCUGGUUUGCCAGUUGUCUGGACCACGGUUGUUUAUCCUGGGACGUGGCCAUCUCACGCUUCCUCGCCAUCAGCCUGAUAACUGCCUGUGCAGCACGCUCAGGGGACAUUGUGCGCUCGCGUUGUUACACGGGCUCCGAGUGCUUGCGGUGGGAACACAUCGAACUCGUCCUCCCUGCUGGUCGCGAGGACCAACAACCCCCGAUCCAAGACAUGACUGCCAAGGUCACCAUUGCAUACGAGAAAGGCAAAAACUACGUUUUAUCAUGCUCAAACGUCCGAAACGUAGACAGGGUGGUCAUCAUCAAAGCUUUGGACGACGGCCAAGGCAACAAUACCAUCUGCCCCAUCAGACUUAUCCUGAUCCAUGCCCUUCGGACCGGCCAUGUCGCUCACACCUCAGUCGCGUCACUCCUGGGGUCGCUCCAGUCGACGACGCAGAGCCGCACGGUCCGGUGGGUAGACGAAUUUGACCCGGUCAUUCCAGCAGCCACGGCGUCCGGGACCUCGCUUGACUUUACCAAGCCUGCCGCGGGCCAACAGCACCCCUUUCCAGACAUCAGGGCCGGCGCUGCACGGGAUAUUGCGUCCCUGCCACCUGGUUCGGUUAAAGGUGUGGGGGGUGCGGUGGUGGCAAAGGCCAUUGGCCACAGUCAUAAGACACUGAGUAGCGGGGCGACAGAUCGGUACAUUGGCGGCAUCAACACGGCGCUCAACAAGCUGGUUGCUGCUAACCAGCAACCCCAGGCGGAUGAUAAUGCGUUUGGCCUCAAGGUUGCUGAGCAGGGUUACAGGAGGCUCCCUGUCACAAAGGCCGAGAUUGACAUGUUCUGUCUGGAAAACGGCAUCGACCCUGCGCCCGGGGCCAAAAGGAAGUGGGCGCGGGAGAGGAUCCUAGAGGACAACCAGGCGCACUGGGCCCAGAGGCAUAGAGACAAGCUAUAUGCACCCCCGGAGGCUCGCCCCGACCCCCCCAGGUCGCCACAGGAACCCAAGGCCUUGGCCACAGGCGUGGUACUCAGCCUCACCGCCGCCGCAGCAGCAGCAGCCCCCGAGAGAGACCCCCUUGGGCCAAGGUCACCGAACCUCCCACCACCCGCCAAGAAGCAGCGGGUCAAGGCUGCUGCUGCCGCCGCCGCCGCCGCCGCUGCCGCAGCAGCAGGAAAAGAAGGAACAGGGUUGGGCGUCGUCCAAAACCAGCCGCCAUCUUACCCCGCCGGCGAGCAGCCUGCCCAUGCCACACCAGACGCACUGAUCGAUCCGAGAUUGCUCAGGGAGUCCAUUGACACCGCGCUGCGCAAGGACGGCGUCUCGGGCAACGUGCUGGACCAUAUCCCGGUGGACCUCACCCAAGCCGCCGCACUCGACUCGUUGGUCCUCGGCGGCGGCAGCACUGCUGUGAGUGGAGAGGGUGGUGACUCGCUGGCCCAGCAGCAACUCGCCGACCGCGUCGAGGACUGUGUCAUUGACCAAGCCAUCGAGGAACUCGCCGGAGAAAAGGAGGAGGAGGGCGCCGGUAGCAACCCCGACCAGACACGGCCCAAAAGCACGGCAGCUAUACUUGGCCUCCCCGGUGCACAGUUUGUCGACUACUUUGCCAGGAUAAACGUCGUACGCAACCAUGGGCUGGUCGAGGACUCGCUCAAGCACGGCGACAGCGCCUUUGAGCGACAUGUUGGCAUGGGCAACUAUCGCGACAAGCCUAUCAUGUACCUUAUACGCUGCCCAAAUGCUCCUCUUGGUUGUGCCUAUAGUCACCAGUUCUCGACGAACGUCAACAGACACACCAUCACCUGCAACAAGAGGCUACAGAGACAAGCCCUCCUAGAGGUUUCCAAGGAGCAGCAUGAUGAUGGUGAUGAUGGUGAUGACGAUGAUGCUGUCAAGGUGCAAGACGGUGGCGCCAGCAAUGACAGACCCUUUGCAUGUGACCGUGAGGGCUGCGACAAGCGCUAUGCUAAGGAGAGCAUCCUGCGCAUGCACAUCAGGAAUACCCACGACUGGAUCCCCAAGAAAUGCAUGCGUCCUGAGUGCCCGAAGCCAGACAUCCUUUGGGCAAGUUCCUCUCAGUACAGUACUCACAUCAGCAAGGAUCACCAUGAGGGUUGGACGCCGUCCACAUGUAUCGUGCCGGGUUGCCAGUCGACACACGUCUUUGGGAACAGGCUUGCGUACAGAGGACACCUCGAAGUUGUCCAUAAGCUACGCGCAGAAGAGCACCGGCAUUAUCUUCCGAUCAAGACCAAGCCCCCAGCAACGUGGCCCAGAGGCUGCCCCGUAGCAGGAUGCAGUUCUACCUCCAAGUUCCAGAAUACAACAAAGCUGACAAGGCACCUCAGAGGACCGCACAAGCUUGGAGAUGACGAGAUCAAGUCACUUCUCGAGGUCAGCAAGGCGUCUUGA
Molecule: messenger RNA, 2682 nt
Organism: Diaporthe batatas
Lineage: Eukaryota; Fungi; Ascomycota; Sordariomycetes; Diaporthales; Diaporthaceae
Exons: 5
Coding region: 1-2682 (893 amino acids)
Source: RefSeq, a predicted model, not a curated record